CAGUGAUGUCACGCUAUACCAACGGUGAGGUCGUCUCCUGUAAAUAAUAAAUGUAGUUUAUGUAUGCUGCGUUAUAGCGUAUUGUUUGAAGUUUUUUUUAAUAUAGAACCAAUAUCUAAAUGCUUUUAGUUCAUUUUACUUGGUGGCAGUCCUCUGCCCGCAUCUUAACCAGCUCUCACGGCUAACUUUAGCCUGACACUCAGCUGUUUUGAACGCUAGCGUUAGCUGGCUAGCAGUUGAGCUAGCAGAGGUUAUAGCAGAAGGAAUUUAUUAUGCUUUUAGAAGCCACUUUCUAACUGAUGGAUGUAUGAAAUGAUCUGUCAGUCACCCACAGCCUCCGAGUAACCUGUCUUGUCUUGAAGACCGCCAGUCAAGCUUGUCUUGGCACUGGGCCCCCAGUCUGCCAUGCAGCCAUGAGCUCUGCCCUGUGGGAGAAGCCUAGUGGGGGCUUCAGGGAGGACUGGCGUUUCUACAUGGUUUUGAAGGAAUGCACUGUGGAGAAGCCCACCCAAAAGACCCUGAGGAUUCCCCGUGGAAGCCUCGGCCAAGCCUGCCAGGAGCGCAACAGCCUGGGGCGCACGCUGCCCCCAUGUAAGGGCAAGAAGAGCCUUCGGAUCCUGGACCAGACCAAUGUGGUGCUGAGCCUGGAUGAGCGGGACGUGGUGGAGCUGGAUGAGAAACUGGCUGAGCUGCUGUUCCCUAUCACUAACUGUGAGGAGCGAUGCAACUUGCUCUGCGACGAGGAGCGGCUCGAACGGGUCCGAGACAUCGACUGCGGCUCAAAGGUGCGCGUGCAGCUGCGCUCAGGGGAUGAACCUCUGCCUGGAGUGGUCCGCUUCAAAGGCUCACUGCUUCCUGACAGAGCCCUGUCUGGAAUCUGGUUUGGAGUGGAGCUCCUGGAGGAGGGUCGGGGUCAGGGCUUCACGGAGGGCUCCUACCAGGGUCGACAGCUCUUCCGUUGCGAGGAGGAGUGUGGCGUAUUUGUGGCAUUGGACAAGCUUGAACUCUGGGAGGAUGAUGAUGACGAAGGUUUGGGCCCACUGGAGGAGAAUCAGGUUAGACUGGAGGACGACCAAGACUAUGCUCCGCUGGAGAUCAACUCCAGGGUGGUGCUGAGAGAGGAACCCGAGAGAGGAACCGUCAUUUUUUGUGACCUGCUGCCAGGGAACGAGAGCCUGGGUUACUAUGUGGGAGUUGACAUGGACAAUCCUAUCGGAGACUGGGAUGGCAUGAUUGAAGGGAAGCUGGUGUGUGAUUUUGCCAGUUUGGAGCACACUCGACUUGUUCCCAUUGGUGACGUAAUGCCAGAAUAUUCCAUGCAGGACCAAAGGCUGCCAAAGCACAGUUUUGCCCCCAGAGGCAACGACAAAUCAUCCUCUGGCCAAAGCAAACCAAAGAGCAAAGGAUUAGCUCAUCAGUGUGGCGGUAGAAGCAAGUCUGACUUUUACUAUACUUUAAAUGGGAGCUCUCUUGAUCCCCCAGCCCAGCCAAAAUCCAAAAGCACAUGGUACAUUGAUGAAGUUGGAGAGGACCCUGCCAAGUCGCUCACCGACACCCCUCCAGAAUUCAAUCAGUCCUCUCCCCCCACCAGAGCCCCGCCCUCUUCUUCGCUGUCAAGUGACAACAAGUUCCACUCACUGCCCUUCAGCCUGAACCGCAAGACCCCCGAGAACAUAAGCCAGGGGCCCAUCUCUCUCUCUGUCGGGUCUGUAAUGGGUGAGCAGCCCGAGCCCCCAUCGCCCGCUGCGCCUCCAUCUCCUCGGCCUCCGACGCCCCCACGAGGACAACCAGGUCUGGAGGUGGGGUCUCUGGUGGAGGUGAAGGAGAACCCCCCUCUGUGUGGCGUAAUACGCUGGGUGGGCCUGCCGCCUGGUCUGCUGGAACCUUUGGCUGGACUGGAGCUGGAAGAAGAGUGUCCUGGUUGCACCGAUGGCACCUUCAAGGGGACUCGCUACUUCACCUGCCCACCCAAAAAAGCUUUGUUUGUGAAACUGAAAUGUUGCCGGCCUGACUCCCGCUUCCCAUCCUUGCACCAUUCCUCCAACCCCAUAGAGCGGUGCAACUCUAUCGCAUUUGGUGGCUAUUUGAGUGAGGUAGUGCACGAAAACACCCCCCCACGUACUGAGAAUGAUGGUCUGGAUAUCAUGGUGGGAAAAAAGAAAGGCAUUCAAGGCCACUACAAUUCCUGCUACCUGGAUUCAACCCUCUUCUGUCUCUUCUCCUUCAGCUCUGUACUGGACACGGUUCUGCUGAGGCCACGAUCAAAGACUGAUGUGGAGUAUUACAGAGAGACUCAGGAGCUGCUACGCACAGAGAUAGUCAAUCCACUGCGCAUACACGGGUACGUUUGUGCUACAAAAGUGAUGAAGCUCAGAAGGAUCCUCGAAAAAGUAGAAGCUGCCUCGGGAUUCACUUCUGAAGAAAAAGAUCCUGAGGAGUUCCUUAAUAUCCUUUUCCAUCACAUAUUGAGGGUGGAUCCACUGCUGAAGCUGAGGUCUGCAGGUCAGAAAGUCCAAGACUGUUAUUUUUACCAAAUCUUUAUGGAAAAGAAGGACAAGGUUGGAGUUCCAACCAGCCAGCAGCUGCUGGAGUGGUCCUUCAUAACCAGUGACUUGAAAUUUGCAGAGGCUCCCUCUUGCCUUAUCAUCCAGAUGCCACGCUUUGGCAAGGACUUCAAAAUGUUCAACAAGAUUUUUCCCUCCUUAGAGUUAGACAUCACAGACCUUCUUGAAGACACUCCUAGGGAGUGCCGCAUCUGUGCAGGCCUGGCUCUCUACGAAUGCAGAGACUGUUAUGAGGACGGGGAUAUCACUGCUGGCAAGAUUAAGCAGUUCUGUGAAAAGUGCAAUACGCAGGUUCAUCUCCACCCGAAAAGAAAAGCCCAUCGACACAACAAACUGUCCGUCCCAAAGGAGCUCCAGGAAGGCCAGGGACGUCAGGGCGGCUUUCCCCGCCAGCGGAUGGAGCUGUUUGCUGUGCUGUGCAUUGAAACCAGUCACUACGUGGCCUUUGUCAAGUACGGCAGCGCAGACUCUGCCUGGCUCUUCUUUGACAGCAUGGCGGACCGUGAUGGAGGCCAGAAUGGUUUCAACAUACCGCAGGUGUCUCCCUGUCCUGAAGUGGAAGCCUAUCUGAAAAUGACCCCAGAGGAGCUGCACACCUUAGACCCCAAGAGCAUCCAGGGUCAGGCGCGACGUCUGCUCUGCGACGCCUACAUGUGCAUGUAUCAGAGUCCAACCAUGAGCCUUUACAAGUAGAUUCCUCUCCCUAAAGCCUCCGCCUUUCAUCCUCUGCUGCUCCAUCUCCACUCCUUCAGGCCUGGCGGUUCAGAGAAAGACCAGAACUUUUAUGGCCGAACUAAUAGAAGAGAAGCUGUUUGCCAGCAGGGGGCGCCAUCUGGCGUAAUCCUCUCCCUCAAAGCGGCUCAUUUCUGGAAGUUAGGGAGAUGGACGAAAGAAGGGAGAAGCCUAUUUGCACUGUGCGUUAGUUUAAAGUAUUGUGUUCCUUAUGUAGUCCUAUGUAGCUUUCAUGUGUCUCACAGCUGAGCAUCGGCAGUGGUUAAUGAAGCGAAAGUAGGCAUUAUGAGGAUUCACUCCCUGUUGAGGGAGGAUGGAGACGACGGGCUGUGGGGCGCAUUGCGUCGCAGUGGCUGACUAAACAUGUGCAACAAAAACAAAUCGAGCUUGUGGGAGGACCUUGCUCACCUCAUUUACCUUAAGAAAAGAGGAGUCCUGCUAUUCUUAAUCACUGUAAUACAUGGGAGCUUUCCAUAUCGCACAUUAAGGCAGCAACACAGUGUGGAAAACCUCACCCAGCCUCUACGUGCUGUUCUAAAAACCUUGUGCAAAAUCUCUUAGUAGCAUAGAUUUCUCCGGGUAGUAACAGUAUAAAUGUCAACUCGGUGUACAGUUGCAUUAUGACCAUGCUCUUUGUGAACUGGUUUACAUAUCUCCAUUUCAUCUGUAGAAAUGUCCUUCAAUGUAUGAUUUGCAGAAUAAGACACAGCCUUUGUAAAAGUAUCGCGCUUUGCCACAAACUUCAGCACCUUUCCGCCAUUUCCGAGUGGAACUAUCAGGAAAUGUUUACUUUUUUUUCCCGUACACUCUCCCGUUUGAAAACCUGAGUGCUAAUUUGUUGGUAGGGAGACAUCAGCGUUUUGUUACGGAAUACAAAUUUGCUCCUCUGCUGUUGCUCUAAAGAAUGGCCUGCAUUGCUAAUGCAGAGUAGGUGGUAGAUAAAUGCAUGAAAGGAGACUUGUACAAUGGCUUCUAUUGUAAAGCUGCUUGGUGGACCACUCUGUGCAUUCAUAGGGUCAAUGAGGUGAAAAACUGGAGAAGUCUGGCUGUUUUUCCUCUAAGUCGAGAGUGUGUGGUGUGAAGAAAUGCAGUGUCUCGCUCUUUGUGUUAACGAGGAAGUCUGAAUUAUGUUUUAUGUUUACAAAGCCUUUCUCCCCUCUCCUGCCUGUCCUGGCAGGCCUGAUUUCCAACGGAAGCAAAGUAUUGACUCUUGCUGCCUUUAAUGAAAGUGUGACGUGUGAUAUUUCCAGCCUGGCCCUAGAUAACAGAACAGAUCUGAUCAAAUAUUAUUUAUUAAACUCUAAUCCUAACGAAAUCAGAAAUAAUUAAACAGGGUUGAUGAUGUUGGGUACUCUUUGGCCUCUUUCACUGUAUAUUUAAGUGAGUGUUUGUACUUUAUGUUGUCUGAUAGCAACUACUGAUUGUUAACAGGGACUCAGUUAUCAGUUAACUAAGGAUGAGAAAUGAAGAGGCACAAUGGGUGUAACAUUUGAACACCAUAUAUCUGUGUAUUUAAAUAAGACAUUUUAUUAAAGAAAUAAAACUGACAAAUAUUGCUUUGAUUAUGUUCCACUUUCAGAAAACUGAAUUUAGAUCCUAAGUGGUCAACUGUUUUGUACCACACACAGAAAUCAGCAAACUACAGAUAUCAGCAUUGGAUAAAAACAGCUGAAAUCAGACUUUACAUACACUGAAUAAAACCUUUGUUCUUCACUGUGAAGACAAUAAAAUAGGUCAGUUUGGGUUUCAAUAAGUAUUUCUAUUUGCUAAACGGCAAAAAUAAUAAGUCGGUUUUUGUAAGCUUAAAUGUGGCUUUUUAUGUUGCUUUUGGACUGAUGGCUUCUUCAUGACUGCAUGGCAUUUCAGCCUAUUUAAGGAAAGUGACUUGUUUCACUUUGGAUAACAACACUGCCCAACUUCAGCCAGUUAAUUUCAGUCUUUUGCUUUUAGGCUGAUGCACAUAUUUCACCAAAACACCUUCAUCUCUUGGGCACAGAACUCGUCUCUCCCCUGAAAAAUAUGGUCUCUUUUAUUAUUUUAUUAUCAUUUGAACCCAUAAAAGUCACACCGUCUGGCAUCUGGAAAUUGUACCCAAGGAAGCACCAGACAUGUGGAGGUCUACAAUUAUCUUCCAGAACUCUUGGCUGAUGUCAUACACGUCUUUGGCAGAUGUGUGUUUGAGUGUGUUGCCUUAAAAUACAUCCACAGGUGUGCCUUGCAAGGCCAUGACAUCAUCAUAGGAGCUUCCCUAUAUAGCUUAAAGGCAUAGACACUUUUGUUCAUGUCAUCUUCUGAGUUUGAAGAAAGUAAUAAAAAAUAAUUUUUGGCCUUUAGCAUAUAGAAAUAAUUUAGGUAAACCUUGCUGACCUAAUGGAAAAAUUUUGGAAACUUUACUGUCAUGCUUUUUAUUCUGUAUGUGAAUAUUUGGCUUCAGCUAUAUGUGUUUGGGUAUUUUUCUUAACCUAAUCAUGUCUUAAUUAUGGAUUUAAAAGUAUAAAGUCAAAAGGAGGUUGAAAAAUAGCCGAUCUGUUUGGAUCUGUGGUCUUGUCCGCUGUCGCAGGGAUCCUGACAAAACAAACUUCCUGCACUGUUGGAGCUCGUUGCUGAUUAUUCACUGGCAGGACACUCUGAGUAGAGGUUGGGGUUUUUAAUGUUUUUUUAUGUUACAUCUGUACAGUGUGACAUAUGUAACGGGUGGAAGCUUAAUGUCAGUGAUGUUCCUGUAAAUGUUAACCAAAUAAAGCCCAUUUUGACGGGUA
Molecule: messenger RNA, 6055 nt
Organism: Gambusia affinis (western mosquitofish)
Lineage: Eukaryota; Metazoa; Chordata; Actinopteri; Cyprinodontiformes; Poeciliidae
Gene: cyld
Product: cylindromatosis (turban tumor syndrome), a
Exons: 17
Coding region: 414-3257 (947 amino acids)
Biological process (GO): regulation of mitotic cell cycle; positive regulation of extrinsic apoptotic signaling pathway; necroptotic process
Cellular component (GO): cytosol
Molecular function (GO): K63-linked deubiquitinase activity; cysteine-type deubiquitinase activity
Source: RefSeq, a predicted model, not a curated record